AAGAAUGAGCCAUAGAUGGGCUUAGAGCACUGUGGGUUUGCUCCCUCUGCCAGUGUUACCCUGGGAGUGUCAGGGAAGGGCGGACUCAUCUGUGUUCUCCUCACUCCACAUUCUCUUGACUCCACAUCAGAUCACCAAAAAGCUAGGGUGAUCCUAGACCCUGGAUGGGUCCGGGUGCUCGAGAAAGACAACGUGACCCUCAGGUGCCAGGGCACCUACUCGCCUGAGGACAAUUCUACAAAGUGGUUCCAUAAUGAAAGCCUCAUCUCAUACCAGGAUGCCAACUAUUUCAUUGCAAGUGCCAGAGUUAAUGACAGUGGAAAGUACAGGUGCCAGACAGCCCUCUCCACACUUAGCGACCCGCUGGAGCUAGAAGUCCAUAUGGGCUGGCUGGUGCUUCAGACCACUCAGUGGCAUUUCUGGAAGGGCGACUUCAUUCGGCUGAAAUGCCACAGCUGGCAAAACAGACCUGUGUAUAAGGUCACCUACCUGCAGAACGGCAGAGGCAGGAAGUAUUUCCAUAAGAAUUCUGAGUUCAACAUUUCAGAAGCUACCUACAGCCACAGUGGCUCCUACUUCUGCAGAGGCAUUAUUGGCCGCAACAACAAAUCUUCAGAGACCCUGAAUAUCAUUGUAGAAGACCGGACACCUUCAUCCAUCUUUCACCUGUGGCAUCAAAUCACUUUCUGCCUGCUGAUAGUACUCCUGUUCGCAAUAGACACGGUGCUGUAUAUCUCUGUGCAGCGGGGUCUUCGAAGUUCAACGGCAGACUAUGAGGAACCCAACUUCCAUUGGAGCAAGGAGCCUGAGGACAAACCAUCUCAGGAGGAAGGAAAGGCCUGGGAUCUUCAAGGACCAACAGGGAAGCAGCAGUGAGUAUGUUGCUGCCCUCCCAAGAAGCGAUGCUUCAGAGUUUUGUGCUUUCUCCGUUCCAAACAUUCCCUUGUAAGCAAAGCCGCAGCACGGGCCCUUUCCAUGCUUAACAAUUGCUCCUAAAUAAACUUAUGUAGGAAAGCCAAUGACUGGUUGAA
Molecule: messenger RNA, 1031 nt
Organism: Acomys russatus (golden spiny mouse)
Lineage: Eukaryota; Metazoa; Chordata; Mammalia; Rodentia; Muridae
Product: low affinity immunoglobulin gamma Fc region receptor III-A-like
Exons: 4
Coding region: 16-876 (286 amino acids)
Biological process (GO): regulation of immune response; cell surface receptor signaling pathway
Molecular function (GO): transmembrane signaling receptor activity
Source: RefSeq, a predicted model, not a curated record